AUGCCCAAAACUCCAAAGCUGACCGAACCAAAAGUCCAGCCAUUGUCAAAAGACGACAUUGGAAACCCGCAGGACUUCCGUCAUAUCGUCCAUAUGCGUUCAUCCUCCAUCUCACACAAUAUGCAACGGCUACAUGUUUUUGACAGUAAGUUAUCCCAGCAUUAUAAAGUUUUUGCAAUAUUUAGACGUAGAGGAAGGAGAGCGCAUGACUUCAACGGAUCAAACUCAAAGGUCUUCCAAGAGCAACGCGGACUUGUGUAGGCUCCUGGUAAGGCCUGAUUGUCCUGUACGAGGAUCCCAGUACCAUAAAGACUUGCGAAGAAUAAAAAAGAGGGCUCGGCGUGCAAGUUCUGUUGAUUUGCAAAAGUCAACAAAAGACACAAGUAGGUUCUUCGACUCUACGUAAAAAUUUUCUCCGGCCUGGGGCAGCUAUAAGUUUGUCCGAAAAGUCGCCGGCGGUGAACUCUGAUUUUUUCUAAACAUGACAUUUUCAGCUCCCCUCCGCGAUGGCGGCAAGUACAAACAUAAGCAUGAUUCAGUCUUCUACGACCUUGAAAACUCCAAAUUCUCCGACUUGGACGUUGGAAAAGGACGGUCUCGUCUUUCAAGGAACAUGUAAGACUUGCUACAAUUAGAGCUGUAAUACACUUUAAUUAUACAUUUGCAAUGGUACACAAAGAAGAUCUAAAAAGUUUUCUAACAAUAAGACCUUGUAGAACUUCCUUGCGGACCGUUUGCAAAUACAUAUAUUAUUAUUGGUAAUUAAAAUGCAUUAUAUGGUAAUUGAAAUGCAAUGAAAAUCCAACCUUUCCAGGUCAGGAAUGGUCGGUAAAUUGAUGCAUGUUCUCAAAAAGGAGCCCAUUUUAAUUUGCCCAAAUCAAAAUGAUGACAAUUCACUGCGGUGCCGAAACAAUUGCGAUGUCUCACCGGAGUUACCGCCUAAGCUUGUGUCAUUAUAUAAAGAUUUCCCAAGAGGCUUGUCGCAAAUACCUCCAAAAGCACCACAUCUACUGCUGAACAAUGAAGAAUUCCCCGUAUCCUCAAUCCAAGACGAAGAUAUGGGCGUGAAACCGGUGCCCAAAAAGCGCAUUGAAUCGGCAAAGGCGGAGGAGGAUCAAGAAGGGCCGGCAAUCAGGAUUUAUCGGAUUUAA
Molecule: messenger RNA, 1151 nt
Organism: Bursaphelenchus xylophilus (pine wood nematode)
Lineage: Eukaryota; Metazoa; Nematoda; Chromadorea; Rhabditida; Aphelenchoididae
Source: the annotation of a GenBank genome assembly